Messenger RNA from Schistosoma bovis, 7015 nucleotides. NCBI's taxonomy places the organism in Eukaryota, Metazoa, Platyhelminthes, Trematoda, Strigeidida, Schistosomatidae. The record is from the annotation of a GenBank genome assembly.
AUAGUUGGUUCGUUACUUUCAAAUUGAUGGCGAUUAGGAGGAGAGCGGAUGUCUUGGAUCCAGACUUUACUGUUAUAAGACGACAAAUAUCUAAACUAAUGCAACAUAGCAUUCACGAUUGUAAAAGCUUUCUGUUGAUGCUAAAAUCAUUGUUUCCGAGUUCAAUAAAGUUAGAAAUAAUUGAGUAUGAACUUAUGCAGGAGUAUGGAGACGCUACUUUGGCAGCUGAAAUUCUGUGUCGUCUGUAUGAAACUCAAAGGCAUCUUGAUAUGACACAGAUCGAACUUCUUAGCAAAAUAGUUAAGGAUCCUACUGAUAAAGUGUGUUGUGAUAUAUUCUCGCACACCAACCCAUCGCUACAGAAGGAUUUGACAUUAUCUUACUUCAACCAGAUGUCCGAUGAGCUGGGAAGAGCGGAAAGCAUUAUUUUUCUACUGAAUCUUAAAGACGUAGUCUUUUACCCUCAGGUUCUACCCGUACUUUUGGCACUGGUUUAUCAAAGCCUCAUAGACGGUGAGCUCUCUAUGCAUAAGAGUAACCGAAUCUCAACCAGCAGUGGUAUAAUGUGCCAUUCAUCACCCGCAGAUAACUAUGGAUCGUUAAUAAAGAAUGAGAAUGUUGACGAGGGUGAAGAGGGAGAGGUAAUGGGAUGUGAUGACGAGGACGAGUUUGCGGAUGAGCUUGACAAUCCAACUCCCGAGAUCGGAGAUAACUCUUGGACUGAUAUAUCUAGUUCAAUCCUCAAUGUUUAUCGUUUCAAGAUAACUUAUGAAUUACUUCCACUAGCGUACAAGGCUAGUUCUUCCUCGAAAAUGGAUAAAAACGUCGUGUACAAGAUUUCGGUAACUUCAAUCAAUUUUCUGGUUACAUACAUAACACAUGUCCCAGCGAACCCAUCUAUCGAAGGAUUAGAAAAAAACGAGCUAUUAGCCAAGAAGGAUCCAAAAAAUUACAUGACAGACUGUUUAAAAAUGAUAGGGCAUUUAUUACAAUGGCCUAUUGCUACGUUCGACUUUACAUCUAGUAAAACUGCAUCCUAUCUUGUUCAGCAGACAAGAAAUUUGUUUCGGGAGGCCAAAUCUUCAUUUGAUAGUGUGUCAACAAAAAAAGACUCGCGAUCUGGUCGUAAACUGUCUUCGUUCUCUUUAAGUCAUAAGUCUCAUGCCAUAGUUUUUCAGGCUCUGUGUAUGUUUUGGUACACAUUUGUUGAUUUAAGUGCAGCUUAUUUGCACAAAGUUCACAACAGGAUAUUUGAAGGUAGUGUAGAAAAUAGCACUACACCUAGAGUUUUAUACUUGCCUAUCAACCUAGAUAUUCUAUUCAACUCAACUUCUCAUAAAAAUGUUUCUUUUGAAAAUGAAGAGAUGACUCUCUUAAAGCACAUACAUGAAGUCUGGAGUCUUCGUGAAUAUACUUCUGCCUCAUACUCAUUUGGCAGCAAGGAAAUAGAUUCGUUGGAUAAUGUCCAUCCUCACUCAAAUAAUUCAUCCGAAUUCAACCAAGAAACACUGUUUGAGCAAAUUAUUCGUUUCCACUUUGCAAUUAGUGGCCUGAAUAAUAAUUCGCAGGAAAUAAUAUGGGCUUGUAAUUUUGUGAAAAAACUCAGUGACCAGUUGAAGUCAGUUUCUCUUACAUCCGCUAACUAUAACUUAUAUAAUAAUGCAGAACUUAAGCUUAUAUCCUGGGUUCUUCAGAUGCUUUUGUUAUCUCAUGACCAUGAUAAAUUUAAGGUCGUGGUGAAGUCAGAAGCAUGUAAUGGGUUGUGGGAUCAAUUCCUUCAAGAUUUCAAAUCGCUAUCAUUACUUUUUAACCAGAGUAAAAAUGAGAAGAUUUGCAUCCAAAACAUUUGUCCUCUCGUACCAUUCACUCGUCAGUGUAUAGUUUUUAUCGUGUCAAAAACAUUAGCAAAUUACCUGUGUUCUAUUUCUCGACGAACGACAAACCCGACUCUUGCUGUCGAUUCCGCUUGCUUGGCAUGUAUACUUUGUCAAGUCGAUGGAAAGUUUGGUGAUAUUUCUCAUCCGGCCGCUCAGUGGCCAUCUCUGUCCCCAUACCUCUCGGAAGUAAUACAAACUCAUUGGGUUGAUAUACGAGAUCGUUUUUUAAAGUGGAUCAUAUCUCCCCAUACAUUCAUUUUCGACGUUGACCUGUUGAACACUAUUUUCCGAUUGGAAUCCAACGCUGGAACAGGUAUUGAUUGGUAAGUUGGUUAUUCGUUCUCCAUAUUUUAGGUAUCACAAUAACUUUGCAAGAUAUUUCGUUAUUUUUUUUGGCACCAUGACCAUUAAAUUUCCCGGUUAUUACGAAUUUAUGUAAUCAAUUUGCUGUCAUUCAUAUGAUGUCUUUUUUCUUCAUACGUAUUGGGUAAUGAAUUUUUUCCCUUUUAUUCAAACUCAAUCGCUCGGCUCUCAUCGAAGUCUGUCAGGUUUUUGAGUCCUGAAAAACCUUAUUGUUCCGUAUGUUCUUCAACCAUAGGAAUGCUUUGCCAAUCUUCACCUUUACGUCUGCAUCAGAUCCUCUACGUUCAUCCAUGAUGCUGUCUGGGUACGUGAAAGUUCCCACCUCUUCCAGAGUUUCUCCAUCAAGUGUGGUUGAUUGAGUGUUCUCCUUGUUGUAUUUGAGGAUUUUGUUUUUUUCCUUGUGUGUUGAAGCGUACUGAUGCAGAGACAGCUGCUACACUAGCUGUCUUCAUCUGCGUUAGUUGGUGUGUAUGUGAUAGAAGGUUCAGGUGAUGAUCUAUGAAGUCGAAAUCGUCUAGUUGCAUUCAACCUGUCUAUUGUAUUCUGUGCUUCCUCUCAGGUGUGGAGGUCAUCAUAAUCCAGUCAACCACCAGAAGAAAGAGAAAGGGUGGGAGUAAACAGUUAUAUCUGACACUGGUCCUCAAUUGGAAUGCGUUUGUCAGCUAUCCUCCUUGCACGACUUUGCAGUGUAAUCCGUCAUAUGAAUUCCGUAUGAUGGUGACGAUCUCCUUAGGUACUCCAUAAUGUCGGGGAAGUUUCCAUUAUUAUCUAUUCACACCGUCAACUGCCUUCUCAUAGUCAAGGAAGUUGAUGUAUAGUGACGAUUUCCGUUCAAUUGUUUGUUCAACGAUGAACUGUAGUGUUCCGACUUAAGUCAGUGCACGACCGAACCUCACGGAAUACGGCCUGGCAAUCUCAAAUAUGGGCGUCUACUGAAUCUUCUACGCAGUUCAGCAUCACUGUUGAAAACUUUUCCUGGUACUGACAAUAGUGUGAUGCCUCUGUAGUUCUCACAUUUGCUCAGAUCUUCCUUUGGAAUCUUGAUGUGUUAUUCUUCUCAGUCUUACGUCUUUUGCUCUUCCCAAGUGUUUCUGGAUAGAACGUGGAGCAUGUUUUCAGUUACUCCUCUCUGUGAUUUCAGUGCUUUAGUUAUUAUGUUGUCAGGUCUUGCCUCCCCAUUCUGAUAGUCACGCUCAUUUCUUCUAUCGUUGGUAGGGUAGAAGUUAUGAGAAGAUCUUAAGUUGCUGCUUCGAUGUCCGAUGACCUUCUGAAUUUUUUAGUUGUACAAAUAUCUAUCUGGUCCUCUGUUGUGUGGUCCGGUGAGACCCAUGUAGCUUUGUGUAUGCAUUUGUUUGGGAAAAUUGUGCCACCUAUAACCAUUUUGUCGAAUGCAUUUAAAUUUGCAAAACUUUCACCAUUCUCGUUCCUUGCAGUCCAUAUCGUCCCAUGAUGUCUUCAUACCCUGUGUUAUCCAUUCUGGAUUUGGCGUUUAGAUCUUCCAUCAGGAUGGUGAGUUUCUUUCCUAAACACUUCUCUAUAAUCGAUUGUAGCUUCUUGUGGAACUGAUCUUUAUCAUCAUUUCUGUCAUUGGUGGGCGCACAGCACUUGAUAAUAUUCAUUGUAAUUCCCUCGUUUGUUUUGAAUGAUGCUUUGAUAAUUCUGGAUCCAUGAGAUCUCCAUUCUAUAAGUAUUUUCCACUCUUUUUUGAACAACAUCAGAGCAACUUGUGUGUGCGAAGCAUUUUCUUUAUGACCAGUGUACAGCAUCAUCCCCUUCGAAUAUAACCUUUUCUGUCCAUCUCGGGUCCACUGGUUUUGCUGAUUUCAAGCACUGUCAAGUUGUAUCUCCUCAUUUCCGUUGCUAUUUGACUGGUCCCCACAGUCUCCCACAUUGUCCAGACGUCUUAUGUACCUCCAAAAAUUGUUGCUGUGGUUGUUAAAAGGGACAUCGGCCUCGUGAUUUCCUAAGAAUCUCAAAUUUCACCAUGAGGCGUCAUAAUUUUUCUGAAUGAAGAUCCUUCAACUCGGUGGGCAAAGUUUAAACGUUUUAAUUUGUUUAUUCUGGUCAGCGUAUUUUUAGCAAGGUUGUUUUCUAUAGGAUGGGAGAGCUGACCCCAUGCUCAAUUCUCCUCCUUUAUGUGGUCUUGGUACCGAGAAUCAUUCCAGAAGGGCUACAGGCGGAGUUACCUUAAUGCAUACCAAGCAGCAACACACCUAAAACCCGUCUUAUCCUGAAUAAGUUCAGAGCGGCAAACUAUUUAAUCGUACUUGGAAAUUCCGCUUAGGAGUAUAGGAUUUUCCCUAAGCCGCUUACAUUGUUUAAUCAAAAUCUUGAAGUAAUUACCUUCCACCGCUAAAAGGUUAUAUGUGCAAAACAGGCAUUCUAGUUGCGUUAACGUUUUGAGAUGUUACUCCAGUUAAUGAAUAUGGCGUGACACAGAGUUGGAUCGACAAACAAUGUCAUAUAUGUGUCCUGCUGCUUAAUAUGCGUAUCACCGAUUUUGCGGAAACUAAUCGGUAAUCAACUUAUUACAUCAUUCAUUGAUAAAGAUAGGCCACCGUACCCAAAUCUCAAAAAAUAACCCAUCAGGUUACAUUGCCUACCGUUUCUUCAGGUAAGGUCCGCUCAGAUACGUGCUAGCACGGACGUAAUCGCGGUUCAGAUUUGUGCUUGAGAAAAACCAGCAGUAUUUUAUCGCUCUUCUACACUAACUGGUAGCAAUAUGGUUUACCUGUGUUCAUCAUUUAGUCAGUGUCGAGGGUCGGAAGAUCGGAUUUUUUCUAUAUUUCGGGUUGAGAUUAGCUAGGAAUAAACAAUCAUCUAAUCAUAGUCGUAGCAGACAAUAAUUAUUAUUUGGGACAGUCCCAAAAGUCCUUCCGAACUGACGUAUUUUAUCUUGAACGAUAAAGUUCAUUGGAUCUACUAUGUCUGUACUUCUAGCUUUUCUAAGAAAGCCAGAAGGCAUUCUGAAAACCAUCGUUCACUUUUGGAAUGCCAUAAUUAUAAAGAAGUAAAGAGAUGUAUCCUAUCCUUUGGUGGUUUUACCGUCCUAUUUAAUCGUACAGCUCAAAAGCAAAUAUCUACUAAUGUCUAGUUUAUGGGUCCGUAUUUUGUUUCUGAACUUAAUGCUAUACAUACCGUAGUAAGGCCACGAAAGUUUACAGUCAAGUUCAUGAGUGCACUUGGAGUGGAUCUCUCUGACUUUACAUUUCGGCUAGGUAACGCCAAGUGAAUGACCACACUUGUAUCCUUCAUGCAAGUUUCGUGGAUAGCAACUGUUAGUAACAUGCAACUCUAGAGUGUUGUUUGAUGAAUUUUUUUCAAUCUCAUAUAUGAUUCAUAUGAUAAUCGACCCAAUAUAUAGUUUGAAUCUUGGAAACCAGGUUUAAUAUUUUGUGAACUCGUAUAGUUAACACCACUAGCGCGUUUAUCGAGUUAAAGAAAAGUGAUUGAUAGUGGGAAUAAAAGAAGUACUAGGAGGUGAGGUAGGGAUAUAAUUAUAGACAAAGUGUGUAGAUAGUCGUCACUUUCCAGGUACAUAAACCACGAAGGCUUGCUUCUUGAGGGUCCUGUAAAAGAGAUCGGGCUUGGCGUAAUCUUUUCCAUCCGCAGACGUGACUGAAUAGCGCAGAUGAUUGGUGUUUCUAUAUAGUUGGUUUGGUAUGUGUUCGUUCUUGACUUUUGAGACCUCACCACUAGUACUGAAAAUCCCAGGAGAUGGAGUUAUUCUUAUUUUAUGUCUUCUCUUUCAUAACCCCUUCUGCUCUCAGACCUUGAGUUUACUGCGUGGUACUAUAAAAGUUAAAAAACAAUUGUCUUGAUCAUUACAAAUAUAUUAAGUCUUCGUAGUAAGCGAAACUUAACCACUACAGUGUUUAACUUUAGCUACUACAGCUCGUUGAGCUUAGUGGUGGAAAUAUGUAAGUAUGUGUCGCAGUUACUUCUCUUAAGCAAAUUAGAAUCUGUAUUAACUGAUAUUUGUUUUUUGUAACUACUGCUCAUCAUUCAAUGUCGAGUCAUAAAUGUUCUUCAUCCAGAAGACAAUGCAUUGAUGAACUAUUAUGUUGCAUUUUUGCAUUAGAUUCAAUGAAUUUUGCGUUACAUAAAUGCAGUUCACCUCGUUUUUAUUCAAAAACUAACGAUUACUUAAUAGUCAAGAUAUUGAUAUUCAACUAUUGGGUUGUUUCUUUGGGGGACCAAGCAUCAUUAUUAACUCCCCCCUUUUAAUACUAGUUAUAUUUGUGUAACAAGUAUACGUUUAUGUACUCGGUGCUAGGGGACAGUUUGCUAGGACUGAUGAUACUGCCUAACCACCCCGACUGAAAUGAGUCGAACAGUGUUCGAGCCUUUUUCCAGGAGUUAAAAGUUGACUGUCUGCUCUUAAAUACUGAGCUGUGUAAAUAUACUUCCUUAAGAAAACCUGUUACUAAAACUAAUCUUUUAGUACAACUACGAUUCAGUUCACUCGUACUGUGUAUCAGGGUAACUUUUAUAGAAUCUAGUCUUCAACUUCAUAUUUGAUCCGAAGAGCUGUAUUAAUAAUAUUUACUACUUUUCUGUUUAGGUCAAAUCGUGAUACCUUUUUAUCGCGUUGCACAAACCUCGUUCAGUCCAAACCACCUGAUGCAGUUGAUUCAGUUCUUGAGUUCAUUCAUUUGGAAUCUUCGAAUAUUUCGAUUUGCUUAGCAUCACUUCAAUUAUAAAAGAACAUUUUGUAACCCUGUAUCAUAAAAAAAUCAUUUUAAUAUUAUCUUGAUUCGUAAAUGUACUUUGGC